Molecule: messenger RNA, 3229 nt
Organism: Chionomys nivalis (European snow vole)
Lineage: Eukaryota; Metazoa; Chordata; Mammalia; Rodentia; Cricetidae
Gene: Irx2
Product: iroquois homeobox 2
Exons: 4
Coding region: 262-1686 (474 amino acids)
Biological process (GO): cell development; regulation of transcription by RNA polymerase II; neuron differentiation
Cellular component (GO): nucleus
Molecular function (GO): RNA polymerase II cis-regulatory region sequence-specific DNA binding; DNA-binding transcription factor activity, RNA polymerase II-specific
Source: RefSeq, a predicted model, not a curated record
UGCAGACUCCCCCAAACCCCGACCGCCGGCCUGGCGCGCGGCUGCGCCCACCGGCUCCGCGCUGCCGCCGCCGACACCGCCGCCGACACAGCCACUGCCGCCGUCCCGCAGAUCCGCCGUCCCGCGGGCCUCCCAGGAUAGUGCCCAGCACAGCCUGCCCCCGCCCGUAGCCUUGGUGCGCCCCGGCCGGGCGUGGAUGGAGGGUGCCGCGCGCGCUGCCCGCUGCUCCGCGUGACGCGGGCCUCGCGCCCCGCGCCCACCAUGUCCUACCCGCAGGGCUACCUGUACCAAGCGCCUGGCUCGCUGGCGCUCUACUCGUGCCCCGCGUACGGCGCCUCCGCGCUGGCCGCGCCGCGCAGCGAGGAGCUGGCGCGCUCGGCGUCCGGCUCCGCGUUCAGUCCGUACCCCGGCUCGGCGGCCUUCACAGCACAGGCGGCGACCGGCUUCGGCAGCCCGCUGCAAUACUCGGCAGACGCCGCCGCUGCAGCGGCCGCGGGCUUCCCGUCCUACAUGGGCUCGCCAUACGACACGCACACCACCGGAAUGACUGGCGCUAUCAGCUAUCACCCAUAUGGCAGCGCGGCCUACCCAUACCAGCUCAACGACCCUGCGUACCGCAAGAACGCCACGCGGGACGCCACUGCCACUCUGAAAGCCUGGCUCAACGAGCACCGCAAGAACCCGUACCCCACCAAGGGAGAGAAGAUCAUGCUGGCCAUCAUCACCAAGAUGACCCUCACGCAGGUCUCCACUUGGUUCGCCAACGCGCGCCGACGCCUCAAGAAGGAGAACAAAAUGACCUGGGCCCCGAGGAACAAAAGCGAGGACGAGGACGAGGAUGAAGGAGAUGCUGCCAGGAACAAGGAAGAGAAUCCGGACAAGGCUCAGGAUGGCACCGAGACCUCGGCCGAGGACGAAGGGAUCAGUCUGCACGUCGACUCGCUUACGGACCACUCGUGCUCGGCGGAGUCAGAUGGGGAGAAACUGCCCUGCCGCGCCGGGGAUCCCUUGUGCGAAUCGGGUUCCGAGUGUAAGGACAAGUUUGAGGACCUGGAGGAUGAGGAGGAUGAGGAAGAUGAGUGCCAGCGGGACCUGACGCCUCCCAAGCCCGUGACCUCCUCGCCACUCACGGGCGUGGAGGCACCCCUGCUGAGCCCGGCACCCGAAGUCGCUCCGCGCGGCGGCAGCGGUGGUGGCAAGACGCCCCUAGGCAGCCGGACGUCGCCUGGAGCGCCGCCGCCCGCCAACAAGCCCAAGCUGUGGUCGCUGGCCGAGAUCGCCACUUCGGACCUCAAGCAACCAAGCUUGGGCCCGGGUUGCAUACCUCCGGGUCUGCCAGCUGCCGCCGCGCCCGCCUCAUCUGGAGCCCCUCCGGGAGGCUCGCCCUACUCAGCCUCUCCGCUGCUGGGCCGCCACCUCUACUAUACGUCGCCUUUCUAUGGCAAUUACACAAACUACGGGAACUUGAAUGCCGCGCUGCAAGGCCAGGGCCUUCUGCGGUACAACGCGGCGGCCUCCGCACCAGGCGAGACACUGCACACUGUGCCCAAGGCUAGCGACGCGGGCAAAGCAGGCUCGCACCCGCUGGAGUCCCACUACAGGCCUCCGGGCGGCGGCUACGAGCCCAAGAAAGAUGCCAGUGAGGGCUGUGCGGUUGUUGGCGCAGGCGUCCAGCCCUACCUAUAGGAGGGCCAAGCUCAGCAGUGCAAGUAAGUGGGUUCCCUUUGCGUCCUCCAGCCCCAAACCUGUGCCCUGUGUAGUGUGGUGCGGUUUUGCUUGUCAAGAGUUGCUUGUCAGCUUGUCCAGGGCUUCCUUCUGGCCUCUUUGCCUUCUAUUUUAUAGAUUUCGUUUCUACUCAAGUUCUGCUUUGAAGAAUCACUUAUUUAAUCAGAAUUCAUACAUGCACGCACAGAGGAGCACACAUACAUAUCCUCAAACGUAUAACAUAUACCUCACCACUACUGCUGUUGGCUGAUGAUGGUUUAAAUGAUCCGGGCAUCUCUGUGUCAUUGAGAACUGUUUUAGAUGCAUAAAGGAUGCCUUGCUUGAUGAGGGAGUUGUGCAGAAACUCGGGCAUUAAAGCCUGCAAUGGAUGUUGUUUUCAGAAUAAUAUUCUGAGAAACCAGGGACUGGCCUUCCAUAGGACACACUAGAAUCUAUAGUGCUCCUAGCCCAGAGCUGUUACAGACAUUAUUUCCCUGCUGGGCAGCAUUACUAGGCCUAGACCCUAAAGAUGGCAAAGAGGCAGAGCCAGUAGCUACAAGCUUGUGUUUUUUGAUAACGUGGAACUGAAGAAUUUGGCAUGAUUUGGUUUUUUCCUUGGUCCACAGGUAGGUGUCACAAUUGCUUUGGAAAAAAAUAAAAAUAAAAGUCAGGAGGACAUUCUCCUUUCCCAAGCUCAUAUGUACACAGAUACAAACCCCAGAUGUGGAAAUCCGGACCACAUCUUGUGCCACUGUAAGAGCGGAUGCACCUCGCACUUCCAACCCACAGACUCUGAGGACUGGACACAAGUUGUUGAGCAUAUGUGAAUUUAUUGGCAUAGUAUAGCUUCCCCAUGUUUGUGUGACUUUUGGAAACAAUCGGUUUUUCCUCAGGAUAUCUUGAUCACUUCAUUGCCACGGUAUAUAUUCUAUAGGCGUGCUAGGACUUGCUGUGAAAUUUAUUUGUAAAAAAAAUAAAUAAAUGUACACGGUAGAACUAACGUGAUUGAAGAACUUGAGUCCUUCAGAAGUGGAAACAAAUUUGAUAUUUAUUUUUAUAAUGAUAUAAAGCUUCUAGUAAUUUAUGCAAGUUGUAUUGCAAUGAAAUCUAAAACUUUUGUAAAUAAAUUCUGCCUGGUUUUUAUUUGAACAUUGCUGGUUAUACAAUCUCUGUUGGUUGUUUAACAUGAAUUCUCUACUAAUUUAUAUCUAAAACUGUAAAUAAAAACAAACUAGCCUACAAGAAAAUGGUGUUCAGGGCUCGUUUUUACUAAAAAGUGAUUUGGAUAAGGGUCCUAGUGGUGCCCCAGCCCCCAGGUGAUCCUAAGUCGUUUUUUAAAUGAAGAGCCCAGUGAAAUAAACUUCUUUCUUGGCCUUAUUUGAAAAUUACAGACAGAAGAGAGCAAUAUAAAUGUGUAACAGGGUGAUACCUAUGGUUCUGUAUUUACAAAGAAACACGCUGCAAGAAAAUAAUUCAGAUUUUUUGUCCUCUGAAUAUGCAAAUCCGUCCUUAGUGUAAAUUUCUA